Molecule: messenger RNA, 978 nt
Organism: Diaporthe citri
Lineage: Eukaryota; Fungi; Ascomycota; Sordariomycetes; Diaporthales; Diaporthaceae
Exons: 1
Coding region: 1-978 (325 amino acids)
Molecular function (GO): oxidoreductase activity
Source: RefSeq, a predicted model, not a curated record
AUGGCCUUCUGCGACGUCGCCAUCAUCGGCGGGGGACCCGCAGGGCUCACGGCGGCAGCCACACUAGCCCGCCAGCUCCAUACGGCCGUCGUCUUCGACUCCAACAAGUACCGCAACGCGAUGUCCAAGGAAAUGCACAUGGUGCCCAGCCUCGAAGGGAAAGACCCGGCCGAGUUCCGGCGCGAGGCGAGGGAGGGCAUCACGUCGAAGUACAGCACGGUCGAGUUCCAGGAUGUGGCGGUGACCAAGGUGCAGAAGAAGGGCGACGCGCACUUCGUCACGACGGACGCGGACGGAAAGACAUGGAGGUCGCGCAAGGUCCUCCUGGCGAUCGGGUCGACGGACGUGUUCCCACGGAUCGAGGGGUUCGACGCUCUCUGGGGCACGCGUAUCUUUCAUUGCCUGUUUUGUAAAGGCUACGAGGACCGCGGUGCUGAGUCGGCGGGCGUGCUGGCGGUUGCGCCGGUGGCCCUGCCGACGGACAUGCUGGUUAUGGUGGCAGUGCACGCGGCAGCCAACGCAGCGCAGCUGGCUGGGAGCGUAACGCUGUACGCCAACGGGGACAAGGCGCUGGCGGCCGGGCUCAAGGCCGCGGCCAGGAAGCAGGCCGGGUGGACGGUGGAGCCGCGGAAGAUCAGGCGUCUUGCAGCCGCGGGCGAGGGAGACGGCGAAGGCGACUCGGUGGCGGUGGAGUUCGAGGACGGGAGCAGCAGGAGGGAGAAAUUCCUGGUCAACCAGCCGCUGACAGUGCCGGGCGGGCCGUUUGUGGGCCAGCUAGGGCUGGCGACGAGCCCGCUGGGCGACAUCCAGGCCGAGCCACCGUUUCACCAGACCAGCGUUCGAGGCGUGUUCGCGGCCGGUGACUGUAUGACGCCCAACAAGGUGGUGCCCACUGCCAUCGCCAGCGGGAGCAACGCUGCGGUCGGGGCUUCCACUCAGCUGCAGUCCGAGAAGUACGGCUUCAAGUCUGUGGUGUGA